AUAGGCUUUUCGUCCUUAUCCCCCGAGACCGCGGCGGCUUUCGAGGAACUCACGGAGGCUGUUAUUAGGGAUUAUGUCCGGUAGUACCUCUAUCACCUCGGGAGGGCUAGAGCUGACGUUCCGACAGAUACUGGUACACGCCGAUUCUGCCGAAUGAUGAGAAAUUCCCGGGUUCCUGUCGGCAGUUACUUACCCGGACCCUGCUUAACAUGCACGGACACAUCUCCAGCAAGCGGCCUACGGAUACCUUUCUACUUUUCUUAGUAUCUACUUCCAAUAUCUUCAUCGUCUUCUUUCGCGAACUGGCUCAGACUGCGCAGACCUCAAUUGGAACCUACAUCGAAGAAUGCCCCUCGUCAGCGUUAGCGCAGUUGGUAGACCGGGAAAGCCAGAGGAGAAAGCUACGCAUGGCAGCGGAGGAUAUUCUUCAGACAUUUCUUCCUGCGGAAGCGGUCGAUUGCACUCCCAUGCGGACUUUUCUGACAGAGGUAUUGGCUGGUGCGGUAUUAGAGAGGACGGUAGAAAAGUGCUCAAGCGCUGACUUCAUUAAUGGUUGGAUAAUUUACUUAUUGGAGGCGGAGACACAGCCAGAUAUAUUACAGAAGAUAGAUAUCGGUGCAGUCGAGGGCUCGGAUGAAGGUGCCGCUGCGGCCGAACAGCUCGCGAAGCGGAAGCGGCUGAGCAGAGCAGAGGAGGAAAUGGAGAAAGCGAUGAAGGAGGCACAGGAAUUAUCAAUGAUGAUUGCCGAGGAUGAAGCGAGAGCGGUGCGGGACCCCGUGGAC
Molecule: messenger RNA, 782 nt
Organism: Tuber aestivum (summer truffle)
Lineage: Eukaryota; Fungi; Ascomycota; Pezizomycetes; Pezizales; Tuberaceae
Source: the annotation of a GenBank genome assembly